GCUCUCAGGUGACGGGGUGGGAGCCGCUGGGUCGCACGCCGACACCCAACGCCGCGCGGGACAUGGCUCGGUGACGACCGCGCCUGCUAGGCGACGCUGUAGCGCGCACGCGGAGAACGUGGCAUUGUACCCUCGGCUUGUGCGUGAUUUCAAUCGGUUUUAGCGCGUUUUAGGUGGUUUUAGUGUUGGCAGGAAUCGGUUGGUGACGCCGCCAUGCCGCCCCCAGUGCGUCUGCACUAUGUGGUGCCUCUGGUCAUCGCGUACGUGGUGGCGCGGUCGGCGCUGGCUGACAUGAACAAGCCGGCGGUCACCGUGUCGUACGAGGUGAGCUCUGCCCGGCCGGCGCCUCACGUUGUGCCACUCGAACAUCACGCCACGCCGACGCCGUCGGCCCACAUAGACCCGGUGAACGAGAGCGACACCGGCUACCGAGACCCGCUGUUCGGUCCGCACGACCCCAACCGCCACUACCACCACGGCAAGGAGAAGCAGUACUUCCAGGUGGGCGUGGUGGACUUCGAGCGGGUGCGCACGCCGUUCGUCAUCGGCUCCUGGAUCCUGGCGGCCAGCCUCGCCAAGAUUGGGUUCCACAUGUUUCCGAAGCUGUCGCACAUGUUUCCCGAGUCGUGCCUGCUGAUCGUCAUCGGCAUCAUCGUGGGCGUCAUCCUGUACUUCGGAGGCCUGGGGGACGUCGAGGCGGCCCACCACCUGGACCCCGACACCUUCUUCCUCUUCAUGCUUCCGCCCAUCAUACUGGACGCUGGCUACUUCAUGCCCAACAGGUGA
Molecule: messenger RNA, 786 nt
Organism: Pollicipes pollicipes
Lineage: Eukaryota; Metazoa; Arthropoda; Thecostraca; Pollicipedomorpha; Pollicipedidae
Product: sodium/hydrogen exchanger 1-like
Exons: 2
Coding region: 214-786 (190 amino acids)
Biological process (GO): potassium ion transmembrane transport; sodium ion import across plasma membrane; regulation of intracellular pH
Cellular component (GO): plasma membrane
Molecular function (GO): sodium:proton antiporter activity; potassium:proton antiporter activity
Source: RefSeq, a predicted model, not a curated record